This is a messenger RNA of Engraulis encrasicolus (European anchovy), 2004 nucleotides long. It is a transcript of the gene tmem151a, whose product is annotated as transmembrane protein 151A. Lineage: Eukaryota; Metazoa; Chordata; Actinopteri; Clupeiformes; Engraulidae. The coding region runs from base 1 to 2004 and encodes 667 amino acids. The transcript has 5 exons. The record is from RefSeq and is a predicted model, not a curated record.
AUGCCAGGGGUGACGGUGACCGGUGAGGCGCCCACACUCAACGGGGGCAGAGAGGAGGUAACGACGCGAGAUAUUGGCCUCUACAUGCCACUGUCCCCAGAGGGUGCGGCUGUGGAGUGGGGCAGCACGUGUCCCCCCACGCGGCCCGCAUGUGAGCCGCGGCUGGCCCAGACCCGCCAUGACAUCUGGCAGCGGCCCCUGAAGCAGUCCCUGGGCGGCUCCCUGUGCCGUGAGUCCCACUGGAAGUGCCUGCUGCUGACUCUGCUGAUGAUUGGCUGCUUCUGCACGCUGGGCUGGUGCUCGCUCUACCGUGUCACCGUGCUGGCGGCCGACGACCACACAGGCCAGGCCUACCACUACGGCGACCCGGCCCGCUUCUACCACGACAGCCCGUGCUCCAACGGCUACGUGUACAUCCCGCUGGCCUUCCUGGCCAUGCUCUACCUGGUCUACCUGGUGGAGUGCUGGCACUGCUACUCCAAGACGGCCGACCUGCCGCAGGCCGAGACCGCCGCCGUCUACGAGCGCGUUCAGAGGCUGCAGCAAGCCACGCCCUGCAUCUGGUGGAAGGCCAUCAGCUACCACUACGUCAGGAGGACCAGGCAGGUGACGCGCUACCGCAACGGGGACGCCUACACUACGACACAGGUGUACCACGAGCGCGUCAACACGCACGCGUCCAGCUGCGAGUUCGACUACUCGCGUCACGGCGUGAAGGACGUGUCCAAGCAGCUGCAAGGGCUCCUGGACCACCCGGCGGUGCGCUUGCGCUUCACCAAGUGCUUUAGCUUCGCCAGCGCACGUGCCGAGAGCGCCUACCUGACGCAGCGCGCCCGCUUCUUCAGCGACAACGAGGGCCUGGACGACUACAUGGAGGCGCGCGAGGGCAUGCACCUGAAGAACGUGGACUUCCGCGAGCACAUGCUGGCGUUCCCCGAGCCGGCGCGCCAGCCCUGGUUCUCACGCCGCGGCGUCUUCUGGCUGGCGUCGGCGCUGCUCUUCUCCUGGCCGCUGCGGGUGGUGUCAGAGUACCGCACGGCGUAUGUGCACUACCACGUGGAGAAGCUGUUCGGCGAGAACGAGGAUGCGGACAGCGACGGCGAGCAUGGCGGCUACCUGCAUCCGGGGCUGGAGAACGGCGGCCGCAGUCGCGGUGGCCCCACGCUGCGCGUCAUCUCGCGCGUCAACACGGUGGACAUCACAGAGCUUGAGUGGCACAUCCGCUGCAACCAGCAAAUGGUGCCCAGCUACUCGGAGGCGCUGCUCAUGGACCUCUUGAACACGGGCAGUGCCAACGCAAGUGCCAGCGUCAGUGCCCACGGGACCCUGCAGCGCCAGCGCCACCACCAGCAGCAGCACCGGCGCCACUCCAGCUACCUGCUGCAGAGCUGCCCGCGCUGCCACCGUUCCAGCAGCAGCUCCUCCUUGCCCUCCCGCGUGCGUGGCAACGUGGCCAUGGGUGCCGGCUCGCUGCCCUGCGGGGUGAGCGCGGUGGUGGCGGCCGGGGGCAUGGGGGCUCGCCUGGGCAUGAGCCGCAGCGGCUUCUCCCUGGGGCGCUUACACGCGGUGCGUCACCGGCGGCCAUGUUUGUUUCACUCCCGCAGCCUGGGGUGCGGCAUGGGGGGCCGGUGCAGCGAGGGCGGGGGAGGUGGUGGAGGAGGAGGAGGUCUGGUAGCAGGUGUAGGGGGAGGGGUGGCGGGAGGACUGCUAGCGCUGGCGUUCCGCGUGGCAGAUGAGGAGAGGAGAGCCGUGCUGGAGGGAGAUGGGAUGGAGGAUGAGGAGGAUGAGGAAGUGGUGCAGGAGGAGGAGGAGAGGCAGGAAAGGAGGAGAGGAGAAGGGGAGGAGGGAGGAGAUGUGGACGUGGAGAGGGGAGGAGGUGUGGGGGAGGCCAGGGAUGGGGAUAGGGAGGGGCCGCCCACCUAUGAGGAUGCCAUGCGCUUUCCCGUGCUCAUUGUCCACGGCGAAGAGAGUUGCCACGGCGACAGGGACAUUGACGCAGGGUAA